This is a messenger RNA of Phytophthora nicotianae INRA-310, 348 nucleotides long. RefSeq lists its product as hypothetical. The transcript has 2 exons. The record is from RefSeq and is a predicted model, not a curated record. Lineage: Eukaryota; Oomycota; Peronosporomycetes; Peronosporales; Peronosporaceae. Bases 1 to 348 code for a protein of 115 amino acids.
AUGGAGUUCGCUUCUAAAGAAUCAGCUGCACGAGAAGAACAAGAGGCUCGCAGUCUUACGACGGCACUGGCGCUGGCACUGAAAGCAAGAAGCUCCAUGGACACCAACAGGAGUACUGCUUGGGGGUAUCUGGAGCUGGACACCGCUACCAAGCAUGACACAAACCAACAGCUGAAGGAUGAAGACUUACUUGAGGCUCUGUGGAGGAGCUGGGGCGAUGAACUGGGCUUCAUGAACAAGACACCUGUGUAUCUGGAUAAUUUGGACGCUCUGAAGAAGCACCAGAUCCAUGCUGUUCACGCUCGCUCUCUACUUGUUCUCGACUUUGGCGAUGAGCUUCACUCCUGA